UCCUGCACCCCCCCCCCCCUCCUCUCUCUCUCUGCCCACUCCAUGAGUGCCCAGAUUCCCCUAAAUAGGUCUCCCGCGUGCAGCAUGAGUCCCCUCCUCCCCUCCCCUUCCCUGGCUCCUUUCCGAUUCCCCUAACAAAGCGCCACGCAGAGCCAGGCUUUCCCCGGCAGUGGAGUAGCAGCGGCAGUGGGGGAAGAGGCAAAGCAGGAGGCUAGCUAGAAUGAUGGGCGCCAAAACCAACGCCGCCGACUGCCCGGAGUACGCGGAGGUCGACCACACCGGCCGGUACGGACGGUUCAACGACGUUCUUGGCAAGGGCGCGUCCAAGACCGUGUACAGGGCGUUCGACGAGUACCAGGGGAUGGAGGUGGCGUGGAACCAAGUGAAGCUGCACGACUUCCUGCAGAGCCCCGAGGACCUGGAGCGGCUCUACUGCGAGAUCCACCUCCUCAAGACGCUCAAGCACCGCAACAUCAUGAAGUUCUACACCUCCUGGGUCGACGUCUCCCGCCGCAACAUCAACUUCAUUACCGAGAUGUUCACCUCCGGCACCCUGCGCCAGUACAGGCAGAGACACAGGCGGGUGAACAUAUGGGCGGUGAAGCACUGGUGCCGGCAAAUCCUCAGCGGCCUGCUGUACUUGCACAGCCACGAUCCACCCAUCAUCCACCGGGACCUCAAGUGUGACAACAUCUUCGUGAACGGCAACCAUGGGGAGGUCAAGAUAGGCGACCUCGGCCUCGCCGCCAUCCUCCGCAAGCCUCACGCCGUGCACUGCGUAGGCACGCCAGAGUUCAUGGCACCGGAGGUGUACGAGGAGGAGUACAACGAGCUGGUGGACAUAUACUCGUUCGGGAUGUGCGUGCUCGAGAUGGUGGCGUUCGAGUACCCGUACAGUGAGUGCACGCACCCGGUGCAGAUUUACAAGAAAGUGAUCUCCGGUACUAAACCAGAAGCUCUGUACAAGUUAAAAGAUCCAAUGGUGAGGCAAUUUGUUGAGAAGUGCCUGGCGACAGCAUCUCAGAGGCUCUCAGCGAGAGAGCUGCUGGAGGACCCCUUCCUACAGGGUGAUGACAUGGCUUUUUCAUCAGAGGGUGGGGAUUACAACUUAACAAACAAUUAUCUGCAGCAGCCUUCUUAUCUAGGGCAUGCUUGUAGCAAUGGCUCCAUAAUGAAUAAUGGAUUAUCAGAAAGCAUUGAUGAAGAUGCUCUGACUGAAGAUAGAUGGGAUUGUGAGGAUGAUGACAUAAAAGGCCAAGAUGGCAUUGACCUGUUCAACGGCCAUGAAGAUGAGCCACUUGGCAAUGUGGAUAUCACAAUCAAAGGGAGAAAGAGUGAGGAUGGAGGCAUCUUCCUCAGACUCCGAAUUGCUGAUAACGAUGGACAUGUAAGGAACAUCUAUUUUCCCUUUGACAUUGAGGCCGAUACCGCAUUAAGUGUUGCAACUGAAAUGGUAGCUGAGCUGGAUAUAACUGACCAUGAAGUUACUCGAAUAGCUGACAUGAUCGAUGGUGAGGUCAGUGCAUUGGUGCCAGAUUGGAGGCCUGGUCCAGGCAUAGAGGAAGCUCCAGACACUUCAUACUGCCAUAAUUGUGGAUCCAAUGUGUCGUCGUGUGGUUCACUUUACGCGUACAUGUCAUCAGCUGCUCGAGGUUGCCAAUGUGCAGAGCUACAUGGGCGGUUUGAGGAGAUCAUGUUCCAAGCCAAUGGAGAGCAGUGUGAUAUGCAGGACUCUAUAGGCAACUCUGACAAUGGAGGCGGCCAUUAUGUCAAAGGCAAAGAGUCCACUCACACGAAUGGCUCUGUACAGAUGGGUAGAAGGGAUCCUUCUAGUCGGGUUUGCUUUAGUUCAUUCCAAGAACAGUCAUGUUCAUUUAAUCAAUACGAGAACAAUACUAAUCAUGAAGCGAAUGGGUUCGACAUGAAGCAUGAGAUGAAGAUUGCCAAGUACAAAGCACGGAAAAUGGCGCAGUUGAACAGAGCUAUUCAUCCAUCUCUUGACUUUGACAAUGCAAAUGGAGUAAGUAGGAUGAAACCUUCACUGAACAAGUUACAGUCUUUUCAUAUCGGAAAGAACCACAAUUUUCGUGUACCAACCAUCGAGCGAAGCCCAGAUAUAGGAAACACCGAUCAUCUUUCUAACAUGAACAAUCAAGUAUGGCGGAGCAGUCACCCCAAUCCAGGAGCCCAAAAGGCUGGGCAUUGUGAGGUCGAUGCCAAAAGCAAUCCGGAUUGUAUGUUUACAGCCAGGAGAUACUAUACUGGAGCUCAGUUGCCGCCAAAUCUCACAAAUUCUGUACCCCUAAACGCUGUUGAUGCCUGAAAUGCUCUUGCCCUGUAAAUUUUAUAGAGUGUACAUUGUUUUGGUUCUUUUUGUAUGCAGUAUGAAAUAUAGUUGGUAGGCAAGAGAGUGGAAUGUGACUGGGGCUGUCUGUGGAUUAAGCCUGAGCUGUAUGUAACUUUCUGUUUUGUGAAUCUAGAGGGGAAGUGUUCAUUUUUAGGA
Molecule: messenger RNA, 2503 nt
Organism: Phragmites australis (common reed)
Lineage: Eukaryota; Viridiplantae; Streptophyta; Magnoliopsida; Poales; Poaceae
Product: probable serine/threonine-protein kinase WNK1
Exons: 7
Coding region: 221-2323 (700 amino acids)
Biological process (GO): intracellular signal transduction; protein phosphorylation
Cellular component (GO): cytoplasm
Molecular function (GO): protein serine/threonine kinase activity; ATP binding
Source: RefSeq, a predicted model, not a curated record